Molecule: messenger RNA, 359 nt
Organism: Drosophila guanche
Lineage: Eukaryota; Metazoa; Arthropoda; Insecta; Diptera; Drosophilidae
Exons: 1
Coding region: 122-250 (42 amino acids)
Source: RefSeq, a predicted model, not a curated record
AGUCUCUAAUAUUUUUUGGCUCCUUCAAGUUUCGAGUAAAACAAACGCCGCACCGAACCAACAAAUUUUGUUAUUUUUGCACAAAAGUUUGAAGUUUAUCCGCCCUUAGCUGUUUGUGAAAAUGGAUCGCGUUUUCGGCAAUGUUCAGGACAAGCUGAAGAGCAUGAUGAAGAUGGAGAGCAAGGGCAUGGCCCUGAAGCUGGUGGGAUUCUACGCCGUUGGCUAUACCCUGCGCAAGUUGAUCAAGUAGAUGGCCGUGCCCAAGGCUCAGAUGUUCGUCCGUUUUGUUGCAGUCUUUGGCCCAAGUUUAAAAAUUCAAUGUUUGAGAGUUAAUAAAUGAUGAUGAACCUACCUCAAAA